UCGCCCCGCUCGAAAUUUUGAAUUCUGUUCAACCACCCAAGUCGACCAGCGAUGCUGCCGGCGGCCAGUCCCGGCUGCCGAUUACGGAGGGGCCCGAGCGAAGACGCUCUGCCGUCAGGGAAGCGGUCGCGCGACCUCGAGGACUCCAGCACCGGCUCUGAUUCCGACUCGCCCUCCAGCUCGGGCUCCGGCUCGGACACCGACGGCGACUUCGUCAGCGACUUGAGAGAGAUCGUGUGCCUGCUGCGGCUGAUCAAGGGCGGGGCCAACAAGGAUGGCCAGAAGAUGUGCGAGCAAAUUAUCGCCAGUGUUGCAGCAGAUAUUCAGAGUAUGCUUGAAGAUACCAAGUUGAAAUUUGAGAAGGAAAGGCAGAAUUUGCUGAAAGUACUCUCCAACACUUCCAAAGAGCAGUGUGAAAGUUCGUUGAGUGAAGAGUGCACUAAGCUUCAAGAAACAUAUGAAAUGUUCUGUCAAGAAAAAGAUGCACACCUACAGACCUUCAGAGACCUGUUCUCACAAGUUGAAGUUGAGAAGAAAAAAUUGCUUGAGCAGUAUGAACAGCAUAGGACACAGAAGACAGCUACGUUAUCUGAAUUUGGCAACACCUUCCCAGAGAAGAUAACAAAUGCAGAACCAUCACCGAGAAGGAUGAAGCAGGGUGAUAAAUCUUUCAUCAUCUUCCGCAAGACGAUUGGUUCAUUUCUCGAGUGCGGAUCAGAUGAUGAUUUUGACCUUGACAAUGAGUGACCGUGCUCCUCUUACUACUAAUCCUUGCAAGGAACAUAUACAGAAGGAUUUCUUCAUUUUUCCUUUGUUAUUUCUCUUUUAGAUUUAUGUUUGUUUGUUUAACUGAGAUGUGGAGCAUCUUGAAAUUUUGAAGUAUAACUUAGAGGUGGGAAAUGCUCUGGAGAUGCUUAUAAUUUGUAUUAAGUUCAUUGUUUCAGAUCGGUGGACAGGAAGUGUAUCACAAACCAUAAUCAUAACCUUGGAUUGGUUGGUGAAUAGCAGCAAGAUGUUGCAACUAUUUGAGCACCAUAUUUUUAACUGCUGUUUGCAGUCCCUGCAGACAAUG
Messenger RNA from Brachypodium distachyon (stiff brome), 1072 nucleotides. RefSeq lists its product as uncharacterized. Lineage: Eukaryota; Viridiplantae; Streptophyta; Magnoliopsida; Poales; Poaceae. The record is from RefSeq and is a predicted model, not a curated record. Bases 52 to 747 code for a protein of 231 amino acids. The transcript has 8 exons.